Molecule: messenger RNA, 396 nt
Organism: Capsicum annuum
Lineage: Eukaryota; Viridiplantae; Streptophyta; Magnoliopsida; Solanales; Solanaceae
Product: tubulin alpha-1 chain-like
Exons: 2
Coding region: 1-396 (131 amino acids)
Biological process (GO): mitotic cell cycle; microtubule cytoskeleton organization
Cellular component (GO): cytoplasm; microtubule
Molecular function (GO): GTP binding; structural constituent of cytoskeleton
Source: RefSeq, a predicted model, not a curated record
AUGGAACAUUUAGGUUAUCUCAUCACUGACUGCGCUCUGCGUUUUGAUGGUGCUUUGAAUGUGGAUGUGAACAAAUUCCAAACUAACUUGGUUCCAUACCCAAGGAUUCAUUUCAUGCUUUCUUCAUACGCACCUGUGAUCUCUGUUGAAAAGGCAUAUCAUGAGCAAGGUGAUAUUGUGUCCAAGGAUGUUAAUGUUGUUGUCACCACAAUUAAGACCAAGAGGACCAUUCAGUUUGUAGACUGGUGCCCAACUGGGUUCAAAUGUGGUAUCAAUUACGAACCACCAACUGUUGUCCCUAAGGCUAGGGAAGAUUUGGCUACUCUUGAGAAGGACUUUGAGGAAGUUGGAUGUGAGUCUGGUGAUGGUGAUAAUGAUGAGGUUGAAGAGUAUUAG